UUUAUUUUUUUGUCCAAUUUAGAGUUCGUUGUCGAAAUGCUGGUCCUGUAGCUCUAGCUGAGAAGAGCAUUGCUCAGGUGGCAGAGAAAUUCCUACUGAGAGGUUAUUGUCCACAUUGCAACCAUGUCUUUGUGGAUGAAACCAGUACCUGGAAUCACAAGCAGAAUUCAGGACACAAAGUCCGAGUCAUUAACUCAAUGGAAGAAUCAGUCUUACUUUAUUGCCACAGCAGUGAAGGGAACAAACCCCCUUCUGACUUGCACCUGUUGCAAGAUCAGUCAAAAUUUUCAUCACUUAAAAGAAAUAUGUCCGUUCGAGAAUCUAGCUCACAAGAUUGCAGCACUGUUCCAAAGAAGAAGAUUAAUUUAGGAGAUAAAAGCCAUGGGGGUAUGGUUUGUGUUCAGAAGGAAAAGUCACUUGUUAAAACCUGGUUUUGUGAAUGCCAGCAACGCUUCCCAAGUGAAGAAGCAGUAGAAAAGCACGUUUUCUCAGCAAACACGAUGUGUUAUAAGUGUGUGGUCUGUGGGAAGGUGUGUGAAGAUUCAGGAGUCAUCCGUUUACACAUGAGCCGCAUUCAUGGUGGGGCGCAUUUAAAUAACUUUCUUUUCUGGUGUCGGACAUGCAAAAAGGAGUUGGCAAGGAAAGAGGCUAUAAUGGCCCAUGUGACUGAGUUUCAUAAUGGACACAGGUAUUUUUAUGAGACAGAUGAGGUAGAAGGUGACACUUUGCCGUCAUCCUCUACAACGUUGGUGAAUGAUCUGACUGCUGAUAAUCCUUCUUCAACUAUUACUAUUCUUGAUCAUUCCCCAGCAACCAGUCCUCCAAGCGGUAAAUGGCAAUGCCGAAUUUGUGAAGAUAUGUUUGACUCCGAAGAAUGUGUGAAACAACACUGCAUGUCUUUAGCAAGUCACCAGUUUCAUAGGUAUAGCUGCGCCCAUUGCAAAAAGACUUUUCACAAGAUGGAAACUCUGUAUCGACAUUGCCAAGAUGAGCAUGACAACGAAAUAAAGAUGAAGUAUUUCUGUGGGCUUUGUGAUCUGAUCUUUAAUGUGGAAGAAGCGUUUCUGAGUCAUUAUAAGGAGGACCACAGCAUAGACUAUGUAUUUGUGUCAGAAAAAAUGGAAACUUCCAUUAAAACCGAGAGUGAUUUUCCAGUUGUAGAGACGGGUAACCUGCUGACGUGCGGAUGCCGGGAGAGCUACCUCUGCAAAGUCAACAGAAGGGAGGACCACGCUCGCUGUCUGCAGACUCUCCUGGGCCAGGGCCGCCUGUGGUUCCGCUGCGGCGCGUGCUCGGCCACGGCGCAGGCCACGGAUGACAUGCUGGCACACGUGCGCCAGGCACACGCGGAGCCGGAGGGCGCGGAGGGCGCGCCGCAGUGCCUGAUCAAGUGCGGCACCUGCACCAGAGCCUUCCAGGACCCCGAGAGCGCGCAGCAGCACUUCCACAGGAAACACUGCUUCCUGCGGGAGCCCAGCGUGGCCCGCUUCGGGCCUGAGCAGACGAGCCCGUACACGUUUGCUGCCAGUUCCUCCCGUGCAGAGAGAAAGCUGAGACAGGCAGCAAGCUGUCCACAGACUUCAGACCCGGAGAGAGGAGCCGAGGCUGACGUGAGCUGUCAGAGUACAGAUGAAGAGGUUGUUGAGCUCCCAGACUUGGAUUACCUGCGAACCAUGACUCACAUCGUCUUUGUAGACUUUGAUAACUGGUCCAACUUUUUUGGUCAUCUACCAGGGAAUCUUAACCAAGGAACAUUUAUUUGGGGCUUUCAAGGUAUGGUUAAUAAGGAACACAUUUGAGACAACCUCCCGU
This is a messenger RNA of Physeter macrocephalus (sperm whale), 1812 nucleotides long. RefSeq names its product E3 SUMO-protein ligase ZNF451-like. Gene Ontology annotation, cellular component: nucleus. The annotation marks the transcript as partial. NCBI's taxonomy places the organism in Eukaryota, Metazoa, Chordata, Mammalia, Artiodactyla, Physeteridae. The record is from RefSeq and is a predicted model, not a curated record. Gene Ontology annotation, biological process: negative regulation of transcription initiation by RNA polymerase II; protein sumoylation. Gene Ontology annotation, molecular function: SUMO ligase activity; transcription corepressor activity; DNA-binding transcription factor activity, RNA polymerase II-specific. The transcript is spliced from 2 exons.